Vombatus ursinus (common wombat) is the source of this 4170-nucleotide messenger RNA. It is a transcript of the gene CCDC39, whose product is annotated as coiled-coil domain containing 39. The record is from RefSeq and is a predicted model, not a curated record. The coding region runs from base 44 to 2950 and encodes 968 amino acids. The transcript has 20 exons. Lineage: Eukaryota; Metazoa; Chordata; Mammalia; Diprotodontia; Vombatidae. Gene Ontology annotation, cellular component: axoneme. Gene Ontology annotation, biological process: cilium movement; inner dynein arm assembly; cilium-dependent cell motility.
UCCGCUCGUUUGGGGUCUCGGCGCCGCCGCCGCUGCCGCCAGCAUGAGCAGGGACUUCCUGGCCGAGCUGCACUGGGAGGAUGGCUUCGCCAUCCCCGUGGCCGAUGAGCACAACAAGGAGCUGGAGGCUACGCUGCUGAUGAUGCAGAGUGAGAGGACAGCCCUGCAAGAUGAGCUUUCUGACUACGAGGAGAGAAUCAGCGCCAUGAAGUGUCAUUUAAAAAAUGUCAAUCAGGAGUUUACGUUCACCCAGUCUCUUUACAGAGCCAGAAAAAAUGAGAUUAACACAGAAAAACACUUAAAGGCUAUUGCUUUGAGAGAAAUGGGACGAGUGGGCAAUGAGAUUCGCCGAAUGGAAAAAGAAAUGGCUACAGUCAGAGAAAGGAAAGCUGAAAAGGAGAAUAUCAUAUUCAAAACCUCUCAAAAACUGGAGUGUCUGAAGUGUCAGAUGAACUGGGAUCAGCAGGCUCUGGAGGCUUGGUUAGAGGAAUCAGCUCAUAAAGACAGUGAUGCGUUUGCCCUCCAGAAGUACACACAACAAGAUGACAGCAAAAUCAGGGCACUAAUUCUCCAAAUCGAGAGGCUGACGGUCGAGUGCAACGGGAAACGAAGGGCCCUGGACAGCGAGCUCACCGAGACCAUGUCUGCUCAGAUUGAGCUGGAUAAAGCAGCACAAGAUUUUCGAAGGGUUCACAGUGAAAGGCAAGAACUCAUCAAACAGUGGGAAAGUACAAUAGAGCAGAUGCAAAAAAGGGAUAAAGACAUCGAUGCUUGUGCUUUGUCGUUAGCAAAGGCAAAACAAGAGUUAAGAGCUAAAGAAAACAUGAUUAAGGAAAAGAUCAAAUUCUUGGAGAGCGAGACAGAAAACAAUGCAGAGUAUGAGAAGAAAAUCAAGUUUGCUGAUCGAAGAGCUUUGAAACUUCGCUUGAACUAUCAAAAUUGUGAAACAAAUCGAUUGCAGCUCCAGGAUGAGCUGGACACUCUCAAAGCCACAGUGACUAGAACAUCGAGUGACCUGGAAGCUAUUCGGAGAGAGGUGAUGAGUCUGAGGAAAAGAAUUCAGGAAAAAACUGACAAGUUGAAUGAAACUCGAGAACAGAAUGAGAUGCUCAGCAAAAAGCUAAAAGAGGUCAUGGAGAAAACUAUGAGUGCGGAGGAGAAAGCUGCCAGGAUCGAACGGAUACUAAAAGAGGAGGAAAAAGCUGUCAAGGAUGUGGAGUCUCAUUUGAGUAGAAUAAAGGAAGUGCUUUUUAAAAGUGUUGAGAAGUUGAAAAUUGCCAUGGAUGAGGAGAAGUCUGUUGUAUCUGAAAUUGAGGGGACCCGCUCCUCCCUGAAAAGCCUCAACCGCCGCUUAUACAAACUGGAUCUGGAAACCUUGAAGCAACAGGAGAUCAUGCAUAACCAGGAUUUUUAUAUUCAGCAAAUAGAGAGAAGAAUGUCACGGCUCCAGGGAGAACUUAAUGUGGAGGAAAAGAUGGUCCUUGAGACAAAACUUGUUGAACUUAGGAAGACUUUUGAAGAGAAAAAAAAUACAUCAGAACUAUUAGAAAACCAGAUCAAGAAGCUUGAUAAUGACCUCUAUUUUCUCAAGAAGUCAGUAUGUAAAACUGGUGAAGAAAAAAAUGGUCUUUUGAACAAAAUAAGCGAACUCAAUCUUUUUACUGACCGAUCAGAAAAAGAAUUGAAGAAAGCCAAAAACCUGAAACAGGACUUGCUGAUUGAAGACAAUCUUCAGAAGCUAGAGAUGAAACGUCUCCGAGAACUGCUUCACGCUAAAGCAGAUGAAGUCCUUUCCCUGGAGAAACGAAAGCAGCAAUUGUAUGCUGCGAUGGAAGAGCGGACUGAAGAAAUCAAGGUUCACAAGGCAAUGCUUUUAUCUCAGAUCAGAUAUGCUGACCAAGAACGGCAGAGCAUCAGUGCUGAAUUUCAUGACCGACUAAGUAAUGUUGAUAAACUGAAGAACAGAUACGAACUUCUUACAGUCGUCAUGAUGCCUCCUGAAGGGGAAGAGGAAAAAACGCAAGCCUACUAUGUAAUAAAGGCAGCACAAACCAAGGAAGAGCUUCAGCGUGAAGGUGACAAUCUGGAUAUCCAGAUACACAAGGCCGAGAAAGAGAUCUACGCCCUAGAAAACACGCUGCGAGUGCUGAACACCUGUAACUCCAACUACAAACAGUCCUUUAAGAAAAUCACUCCCACCAGUACUGAAUAUGAAAUGAAAAUUAAAUUGGAAGAACAAAAAAGAAAUGUGGAUGAAAAAUACAGAUACAAGCGGAGACAAAUCAGGGAACUUCAGGAGGAUAUCCAGGUAAAGGACAACAGCGGUGAUUCCCGUUUGCAGUGUUUUAUGGUUUUCAAGACACUUUCUCUACAGAAGUCCCGGGACCUGGUUACUGUGCCCAGCAUCCUCAUUUUACAGACACUCCAGAACAUGGAACACACUUUAGAAGUCUUGAAAAAUCUAAUAAACAAUUGCAAAGAAAGGUUUGCCAAGAAGCAGGUUUACGUGAUUGACUUAAGCACUGGCACUGAAGAGCAGAAGCCCAAAAUAGAGAGAGUCAAGAGACAGUGUACUAAACUCACCAAAGAAAUCCGUCUUGCAAGGAAAACUGAAGAACCGACUAUAGAAGAAUAUGAUAUCAGUCUUCGAGAAAUCAAAGACUAUAACAAAUCCAUUGACAAGUUGUUAGUUGAGGCUACCUUAGAAAAUCCUGAAUUAUCUGGCAUUUUCCAGACAUACUUUCAACAGGUGGGUUUGGAACUACCGACAGCGAGUACUACAAUCAGCCGCCGUGCAUCUAGUUCUUCUUCUCAGAGCUCACUAUCAGCACGGUCGACGAAGAGUGGAGCCUCGGUUAAACCCAAAGUUGUGCAGCUGGGCUUGGAAAUCUCUUCACCAGUGGGUUCAGUCAGUCCAGCUAGCUCCAGUAGUGAUAAAAGCCUAAAGUGACAUUUUUUUAGCUCCAGGAUGAAUUUACAUUUAAUGAUGUUUUUGAAUGUUAAACAAAAUGUAGGUGAAGUCUGUACUUAAUUAUUGUAUAUUAGUCUACAAAAAUAUAUAUUAUGCUACUGUUGGAAAUUAUAAGUGACCAAACAAGUUUUACUUAGGAAAAAUAUAUAAUAAAAAUGAACAAAAAUCACUCAAGUAAAAAACAAACCAUUUUUCUAAAGUGUUUUCUCCCUUAUUUUGUCUUAGAAGGAAAUGGUGUAAAGUAUUUUCAUAUUCUCACAGUAAGGUUGUACUUCGUAAGCAAUUUCCUGUCUCCUACCUUAAUACAGUAAGGAGGAGUUGUAUUAGAAGAGUGCAUGCUCAUUGUUAAAUAAUUGUGCUUUUGAUGUAAACUAUGAAAAAAAAAUUCUACCACCAGGAAGAUGAUGUGUUUUAAGACUAGUCAUUCAAUCUAUUAGGGAUCUGAAAGACUUCUCAAAACUCUGAAAGAGAAUAGACAGUGUACAGGUUACCCCCAAAGUCUUAGAGCAGUUUUAAGCCUCAGUAGCUUUAAGGCUCAAAAGCCCUUAAACUCUGCAAGGAUCUCUGGGAUAGCCCAUACCUGAGCUUCCCUUUUCCUAGUCUGCAACAAGUAAUACUUGUUGAAGGAACUUCUCCAUCAUGGGCGGUUGGCACACCACAUUACUACUUUUACGGGUAUCCAUUUUUAAAAUUAAUUUUUAACUCUUAAAAAAGUGUCCAACUCUUCAAAGUGCCCUAGUGAUUGAAGGGCUCAAACCUAGUCUUUUAAAUGAAUCCUAAUUACAAAAUUUAUUUUGUAAAGAAACUUUUGCAUUUCACUUUGUUCAAAUCUUAUAUUUAUGCAAUUAAAUUACAUUAAAUUUUGCUAUGCUUAGCAAUCUCAAUGGGAGAGAAAAUUGUAAUUUGUCAAGUGUCUGAAAAGCAAGAUUCAUAUUGCACUGUGAUGAGAAGAAAACAAAAUGAAAAGAAUUCAACUUAAGAAGAGUGUGAUAUUAGUGAUCAUGUACCAGAUAGGAUGGGGAACUGUUUUGGCAAAAAUGCAUAAUUUAAUUUACCCUGUACUUAUGAAAUUUUACAUUUGCAAGAGAGUAGAAUAAAUACUUUUUGUGAAGCUUAGAUGAAAAAACAUGUAAUUCUUUGGAUGCUGUGAUGGGAGAAGGAAGGUCAGAUUCAAUAAAGAUUUUCUUGGUUAAUACUUA